GGACAAAAUAAUUACUCCUCUCUCUGCCCAGUUGGAACACGAAGAAGGCCGAGAUUUCAUUUGGAAAUGCCUCCUCACCUCUGCAACCCAAAGAGAUCGGUGGGUUUCUCCUCAACUCAUUAUCCGUAACUACGGCACUUUUGCAUUUUUUCUGGACAAUUUUUCGAGACCUGAAAUGUGAGUUUGCGCUGAAAGCGACAGUAUAUUUUUGAAUUAGAUCGUCUUCUUGGAUGGAUUAUAUUCUACGUUGUUCUCGAUGUUGAGGUAUAUGAAAAGAGGACCGUUUCUUUUGUCUUUUGGGGGAGAGCGGUGAUGCAAUGGAUUUGGGUUUCUAAUGCCAACAAAGAGAGGAACAAAUGGUUUUUAUCUUAGUAGCUUUGCUUUUUGAUCGUUUCCUUUUUGUAUUUCGCUAAUGAUUUCGAAUGCUACAAACGCGUCUGACUUGAUUGAUGGUUUACGGAGCUAAAGGAGCUACCUUUAUUGGAUUCCAAUUUAACGAGAUAGCUUGUUGAGUUUUUUGGCGGAACGGCGGAAUCCUUUCCGAAACUGUGGAGAUUUGGGCAUUUUCUGCGAUCCUAAGCGCCAUGAGGAAUCUGUUCCUUGCUGAAACCUGCAAGGAAACGCAGCUUCAUGUCUUUAAUCCUCAGUCAUGGCUGCAGGUUGAGAGGGGAAAGGUCUCCAAUGUUUCCUCGCAUUCUCCGUCUUCUAUCGAGUCUCUUAUCAAGGUUGCAGAGCCGCCUGUUCUUCCGUUUUUUAAGCCAAUUGAUUAUGUAGAGGUCCUGGCUCAGAUCCAUGAAGAGUUGGAAUGCUGUUUGCCUCAUGAGAAGUCAGAAUUGUACUUGCAGCAGUUUCAGGUAUUUAGGGGUCUUGGGGAGGUUAAGUUGCCUCAGAGUAGCCUGCGCUCUGCUUUGGAGAAAGCUACCACGGUUUAUGAGAAGCUCAUUUUUGCAGCAUGGCUCAAGUAUGAGAAAAAAGAAGAAGAACCCAUCUCUGAUCUCCUUUCAUCAUGCAGGAAAUGUUCCCAGGAAUUUAGUAUCCUGGAUGUUGCUUCUGAAAUCCCUAUUCAGGCUUCAGAGCUAAUGAAUAACAGUUUGUCUGGUGAAAUAGAGAAAUCAAGCACUGUAUUCUUCCGUGUUAGAGAAGAGUAUAUAGCCUGUGAUCGGCAAAAGAUUGCUAAUUUGUCCCAUCCAUUCCAAACCAUGCUUCAAGGGUGCUUUACUGAGUCCAUUCAAGAAGUCAUAGAUAUGUCGGAGAACAGUAUCUCCCCAAUAGGUAUGAGGGCAAUAAGUGAUUUCAGUCUAUUUGGAAGUUUAAAUGAUUCAUUAUCUGUGGAUAUUUUAUUGGAGAUUUUGGUUUUUGCAAAUACAUUCUGUUGUGAGAGGCUCAAAGUGACAUGUGAUAGAAAGUUGGCAUCUUUGGUUUCUUCAAAGCAAGAUGCUGUUGAACUUAUGGAAUGUGCACUGGAAGAAAAUUCUCCAGUUCUUGCUGCUUCUUGUCUACAAUUUUUCCUUCAAAAUCUUGCUGAUUGUCUGCAAGAUGAGCAAGUAAUUAGGAUUUUCUCCACUGCAAAUAGGCAACAAAGGUCUAUCAUGGUUGGUCAUGCCUCAUUCUCGUUAUAUUGUUUUCUAAGUGAAGUUGCCAUGAAUGCUAAUCCCAUAUCGGAUGUUGCUGCUUCCUUUGUGGAGAAGUUGGUUGAGUGUGCCGUGAGUAGCAGGCAAAGACAGUUAGCCUUUCAUCAGCUCGGAUGUGUGAGGCUUUUGCGAAAGGAAUAUGAUGAAGCAGAAAGUCUUUUUGGUUCUGCUGUCGCGGCCGGGCACAUCUACUCUGUUGCUGGAUUGGCUAGAAUUGCUUGCUUCAAGAGUGAUAAGCAUUUGUCAUAUGAGAUGCUCAGUACUGUAAUUUCUUCUUAUAAUCCUCUAGGUUGGAUGUAUCUAGAGAGAUCUUUGUACACGGAGGGAGAGAAAAAAUGGGAAAACCUUGAUAAGGCAACAGAGUUAGAUCCUACUCUUCUUUAUCCUUACAUGUUUCGAGCAUCAUAUUUGAUGAAGCAGCAAAAUGUGGAUGCUGCUCUAGUGGAAAUUAAUCGUGUUUUGGGGUUCAAAUUGGCUCUAGAAUGUUUAGAAUUACGGUUUUGUUUAUAUUUGGCACUUGAAGAUUAUAGAUCCGCACUGUGUGAUGUACAAACAAUCCUCACAUUGUCUCCAGAUUAUCGAAUGUUUGAAGGACGUGUAGCUUCUGUGUUAUUACAAAUACUUGUUCAAGAACAUGUUGAGCAGUGUACAAUUGCUGAUUGUUGGCUUCAACUUUAUGAGCGGUGGUCAACUGUUGAUGAUAUUGGUUCUCUUUCAGUUAUCUAUCAAAUGCUUGAGAUGCCCUAUGCUGCAAAAGGUGUUUUAUAUUUUAGACAAUCUCUGCUUCUCCUUAGGUUGAACUGUCCUGAAGCAGCAAUGCGAAGCUUACAGCUUGCUCGUGAGCAUGCAACCAGUUUACAUGAUCGGCUGGUGUAUGAGGGAUGGAUUUUAUAUGAUACAGGUCACCGUGAGGAAGGGCUGCGCAAAGCUGACGAAUCGAUCUCCAUCCAAAGGUCUUUUGAGGCCUUCUUUUUGAAAGCCUAUGCUAUGGCAGAUUCAAGUACUGAUCCUUUAUGUUCUACAACUGUUAUCUCACUUCUUGAAGAUGCCUUAAGAUGUCCUUCUGAUAGACUUCGAAAGGGUCAGGCCUUGAACAAUCUUGGUAGUGUAUAUGUUGAUUGUGGGAAUCUAGAUCUGGCUGCAGAUUGCUAUAUGACUGCCCUCAGGAUUCAACACACCAGAGCUCAUCAAGGACUUGCUCGAGUCCAUUUCCUCCAAAAUAAUAGAAAUUCAGCAUAUGAGGAAAUGACCAAGUUCAUAGAGAAGGCCAGACACAAUGCCUCAGCAUAUGAAAAGAGGUCUGAGUACUGUGAUCGUGAGCUAACAAAAGCUGAUCUGCAGAUGGUGACCAAAUUGGAUCCGCUGCGUGUUUAUCCCUACAGAUAUCGAGCUGCAGUGCUGAUGGAUACUCAACAUGAGGAAGAGGCCAUUGCCGAGCUCAGCAGAGCAAUUGCCUUCAAAGCAGACCUCCAUCUGCUCCACUUAAGAGCCGCCUUCCACGAGCAUAUCGGAAACAUGGCCGGAGCUCUUCGUGACUGCAGGGCUGCCCUCUCUGUGGAUCCUAACCACCAAGAAAUGCUAGAACUCCAUAGCAGAGUGAACAGUCAAGAACCAUGAACGAAAUACUUACAUCAAUAGAACCGUCUUAAAUACUGCAAAUUCUUGGUUCUAGGCCCUUAACAGCAUCUGCAUUCUUUCUUUU
Molecule: messenger RNA, 3333 nt
Organism: Dendrobium catenatum
Lineage: Eukaryota; Viridiplantae; Streptophyta; Magnoliopsida; Asparagales; Orchidaceae
Product: ETO1-like protein 1
Exons: 6
Coding region: 585-3248 (887 amino acids)
Biological process (GO): negative regulation of ethylene-activated signaling pathway
Molecular function (GO): protein binding
Source: RefSeq, a predicted model, not a curated record